UGCAACACUAAAUAAAGAUUCUCCCGAGCCUUAGCACGGCGGUUCUGUGACAAAUAAGAAGACUAGAGGCAACUUUGGCUGCCAAAGCUGCGAGAUUGGUGAGGUUGAGCCGCUUGUUUGGUUCCCAGGAGGGACCGGCAAAGUUAAAUACUCCUGGAAAAGCCGAGUUGGGCCCAGCAGGUGUGGAGCUGCGCAAAUGAGAAGCGGGCACCGCCAUGUUCCUGAAUAAGUGCGAGGGGGACCUGGGCGAGCUGCGGAAGCCGGGGAACGGCGAGGGCACCCCGCCGGCCGCCGCCGAGGAGGAGCAGCCCAAGAAGAAGCACCGGAGGAACCGCACCACCUUCACCACCUACCAGCUGCACGAGCUGGAGCGCGCCUUCGAGAAGUCCCACUACCCCGACGUCUACAGCCGCGAGGAGCUGGCCAUGAAGGUCAACCUGCCAGAGGUCCGCGUGCAGGUGUGGUUCCAAAACCGACGAGCCAAGUGGAGGCGGCAGGAGAAGAUGGAGGCCAGCUCCAUGAAGCUCCAUGACACCCCUGUGCUCUCCUUCAAUCGUCCCCCCAUGACGCCCAACGUGGGGCCCAUGAGCAACUCUCUCCCGCUCGACCCAUGGCUGACGUCCCCCAUCUCCAGCGCCACCACAGUCCACAGCAUCCCCGGCUUCAUGGGAGCCCCUCAGGCCCUGCAGCCCCCCUACGGCGGCUCCCCAGCCCGGCUAAUGGGCCAGAGCCGAGAUGAAGCAGCCCCGGCAGAGGCGUGCUCCGGCAGGGAGAUAAUGAAGCAACGGCCGCGGAAGUAA
Molecule: messenger RNA, 800 nt
Organism: Pygoscelis adeliae (Adelie penguin)
Lineage: Eukaryota; Metazoa; Chordata; Aves; Sphenisciformes; Spheniscidae
Gene: RAX2
Product: retina and anterior neural fold homeobox 2
Exons: 5
Coding region: 216-800 (194 amino acids)
Biological process (GO): positive regulation of transcription by RNA polymerase II
Molecular function (GO): RNA polymerase II cis-regulatory region sequence-specific DNA binding; DNA-binding transcription factor activity, RNA polymerase II-specific
Source: RefSeq, a predicted model, not a curated record